Protopolystoma xenopodis is the source of this 485-nucleotide messenger RNA. The record is from the annotation of a GenBank genome assembly. Lineage: Eukaryota; Metazoa; Platyhelminthes; Monogenea; Polystomatidea; Polystomatidae.
UCGUAGGCAACACUGCAAACGAUGAUACAGAAAAUGCAAUUUUAAAUCUUGCCACUGGAAACGAUGUCUUUCUGAUGACGGCAUCAUAUUGUCUAUUCAAUGUGCCUCUUUCUUGCUCUUCAUCCUGCUCUGGCCUAUCCAGUCGUACAAUGAUUUGGCUCUCUACAUCUUGGUUUUUGUUCACUCAAGUUAAUUUUGAUUUGACUCAACUUUUUUUCUUUCCCCUUGGUCCUCACGAUAUUGGUUCCACCACACCUAGUGGUCCCGGAGGUCUUCCAGUUGCGGCGGCUUAUCUCAGCCCUACCACUCUGGCUUUUCUUCAACAGCAACAGCACCAUCAACAGCACCAUCAACAGCCCUCGUCGCAACAGUCUUCGCAACAGCAGCAAAACCAAUCAUCUCAAAAUCAACAACAACAACAGUCGCAACAGCAACAGACAUCUCAGUCUCCGUCCCAUAUUCAGCAGGCUCAACAGACUGUCACA